Molecule: messenger RNA, 1416 nt
Organism: Penicillium argentinense
Lineage: Eukaryota; Fungi; Ascomycota; Eurotiomycetes; Eurotiales; Aspergillaceae
Exons: 2
Coding region: 1-1416 (471 amino acids)
Source: RefSeq, a predicted model, not a curated record
AUGGACCUCAAAUCACCUCUCCCUUUCACGCACUCGCGAGCGACCUCGGCAACGUUCCCCCUGACCCAUGGCUCGCGCUCUGAUGACAUACCGUUUGCAGAGCUCGGCGACCGCCGCUCAACCCCUCGCCAUGUCCACCACCACUCGACAAGUGCUAUCACCGGUGCAGGGACAGGAACAGGCACCGGGACAGCUCUAGAGGAAUCCGUACCUACCAGCGCAGCCCACGCCCACCCGUCCAGACCGCGACCCCGUCUUGAUCCACUCGGUCUAGACGGAACCAAGACCAGACACAAGCACAGCAAGUCGCGCGAACUUCGUCUCCCACGCCCAAUGAGCCAUCUCGCUUCCUCCGCCAGUGCCCGUGGGCUCCUUCCAACCUGGUCAGGCCGGGAUAAAGAGCGCGACAGCGAUGAAAGUCAUGGCCUGCUCAGGCCGAUGACGCGGGAGACCACGCGGUCGAGAUGGGGCUCGGAGUCUACGAGUCGGAGUCGACGGGGCAGUCUACUUGAUGUUCCCGAGCAACAUGAGCGGCUGGGACCGAUUCGCCGACAGGAGAUUCGGUCGAUGGAGGAUUUGGAAGCUGUGAAGAAGCGGAGGAAAAUGGGUGAGGAGUAUCUGCGCUCCGCGCUCUCGUCAAUUGGGACGCAAGCAACGGACGUCACGCGUCGACUGGACUAUACAUACUACAACCUCCUCGAGAAGAUAACCGCCCUCAACUCGACCAUUGGGUCGUUCCAAGAUCUCUCCGAUUCAGCAGCCACACUCCUCGCAGACUUUGACCAUGAAACCUCGACACUAGACCAGGAGAUCCGGAAACAGAUUAUCGAGCUAAAGAACUUCGAACCCCAAUCUCAAAAGGCAGACGCUUUGCAAGAAAGGAUGAAUCAGGGCCGCAAGCGUGUCGAAGAUCUAGGCGCCCGCCUUGAGUCCGUAAAAUCCGACAUCGAUAGCUGGGAACGCAGAGAAAUGGAAUGGCAAGAGCGCACCUCGCGUCGUCUCCGCAUUUUCUGGGCUGUUAUCGGCGGCGCCUUCUUCGCCUGCAUCCUGGCGUGGUUCUUGCAGAAUUGGCCCUCUCUGGCCCCCGCCCGUGGAGAUGGAGAUAGUAAUGCACUUGGACACGGACGCGUACAGCAGGAUGCUGGUGCUGCAUCCGCGGGCUUUGACCCCUUCCUCUCUGAGUCCCUGAACCAAUCUGCGUCCUCGGGUCCGACGACUCGUUCUAGGUGGGAGUCUCUCCUGCAGGGCGAUGCCAUCCAGCCGGAGACGGCCGGCUGGUAUCCUUCCAGUUUGGCGGAUCGGAGAGAGAGCCUUGCGGCUGGCGCUACCGAGAGUACGAGCGGAGGUGGGGGUGGAAGUGAGAGUGAUGCUGCGCAGCCCACGCAUGAUCCUCUACAAUUUCUGGAUGAACUAUAG